GUGGCAAACACGUUUUUGUCCGAAGAUUCCAAUAUAAAAUAAACCCAUAAUGAACCAAAUAUGGCGACCACCUUCGUAAUAAACUAUUCUCUUACCCAAACACCACCACCACCACCAUUUUAUGCGCAUCUCCGUCCACUCAAAUGGCGGGAGACCAGUCAGGGUCCAGUCUCUACAGAGUCUUGGCGGAUCGGUGUCUGAGUCUGGAGGCCAGUCAUGCAGAGUUGGAGGAGGAACUGAGCGAGAUGGUGGAGCAGAAGAAGAAAAAGAAGAUGAUAAGAAAUGAUAAUAGUGAGAUGAUAGUGAUGCCAGAUUCUGAUGAGGUGACGUCAGAUUCCGGUUGGGGAUGUAUUCCAGGGUACUUUACAGCUGGGGGUCCUUACAAGAGGGUGCUAGAAUCCAUUGGACAUGCUGUUCAUGUAUGCAGCGCUGCCUCUGGAGAGAUCAUAUAUUGGAAUCAUUCUGCUGAACAUCUUUAUGGAUGGAAGGACUAUGAAGUCCUUGGACGGAGUGUUGCUGAACUCCUUGUAGAUGAAGAAUACUAUGCACCUCUCAACAAAAUUGUAGGAAGAUUGAGUUUUGGGCAAUCCUGGUCAGGUCAGUUUCCUUUUAAGAAGAAGAAUGGAGAUAUAUUUAUGGCAAUCGUCACAAAGAGCCCAUUGUAUGAGGAUGGUAAGCUUGCUGGUAUUAUCACUGUUUCAAGUGAUGCAGCAACAUUCAAUAGUACUGCAAAUUCAGAGAACCUGAGAACACAUCAAGAUCGUGCUAGAGUACCAAGGAUAAAUUUAAAAAAGAUUCAGUGGCGUCCUCGCCCACUAAUUGCUCCGGUGCCACAAAUUGCAUCGUCAGUUUCCAAUCUGGCCUCAAGACUUAAGCUGCAGAAACGUGAUGAUGACACAUGUGAUGGUCAUGAGAAUUUCAGGGACAAAGAACAUGAUGCUACAAAAGCCAAGGGUGUUAAGUCAGCCUUACCUGGUGCACUAGCAGCUACGGUGUUAUCAAAGCUGCACAUUGGAGGAAUUGGUAGCACUGGAAAAGAAGAUGUCAUUGGUCAACAAAAUGGCAUGAGUGUAACUGCAGAUAGCUAUAAAUCAACAAAAGAAACUAAUAAUCCUAGAGCUUCAGAGCCAUCAAGUUCUCACCACUGCACCACUGAUACUGGGUGUGAGGGACGAAUUCCACACAAAAGAAAUUCGUUACAUGCAGAUUCGAAAGUCAAUUCAAGCAGAAACCCCAAAGCCUCUGAAGAGAGUUGUCAAGCCUAUUUAAUAGAGUGCAAUCAAUGUCUUGGGUUAGCUAAACCAGGAGAUCAAUUGCCCAGAUUAGGUUGCCAAGAGGAUGAGAAUGAGUUGGAGCCUGAAACAGCAAACUUGGAAACUGCAGAGACAGAAGACAAAGCACAAGGACAGCCAGAUGGGACUCGAUUUCCAAGUGCAGGGGAGAGCUCUGGCAGAGUAGGAAGUUCACCAAGCAGAGGGGAUAAAGAGUCAAAUUCUGUGGUAGAUUGUGAGAUUCAAUGGGAAGACCUACAGCUGGGGGAGGAGAUUGGGCAAGGUUCAUAUGCUGUUGUCUAUCGUGGAAUUUGGAAUGGAUCGGACGUUGCAGUUAAGCUUUACUUUGGCAAUCAAUACAAAGAAGAAACUUUGCUAGAUUACCAAAAAGAGAUUGAUAUAAUGAAGAGACUUAGACAUCCGAAUGUGUUGCUAUUCAUGGGAGCAGUAUAUUCACAAGAACGACUUGCUAUUGUAACAGAAUUCUUGCCCAGGGGGAGCCUUUUCAAAGCACUUCACAAAAACAAUCAGGCAUUGGACAUUAGACGACGUCUUAGGAUGGCCCUUGAUGUUGCUAGAGGUAUGAAUUAUUUGCAUCACAGAAAUCCACCAAUAGUUCAUAGAGACCUGAAAUCUUCAAAUCUUCUAGUUGAUAAAAACUGGACUGUCAAGGUUGGAGACUUUGGCCUGUCAAGGUGGAAGAAUGCAACCUUCAUAACCGCAAAAUCUGGAAGAGGAACUCCUCAGUGGAUGGCCCCUGAAGUCCUCCGAAACGAACCAUCAAAUGAAAAGUCUGAUGUGUUUAGCUACGGGGUCAUCCUGUGGGAACUAAUGACUGUAUCCAUUCCAUGGGUCAAUCUGAACGCCAUGCAGGUAGUUGGAGUUGUAGGCUUCAUGGACAGAAGAUUGGAAUUACCAGAAGGCAUAGAUCCCAAGUUAGCAUCCAUUGUUCGUGACUGUUGGCAAAGCGAUCCAGAACAACGUCCAUCAUUUGAAGACAUAAUUCAUCGGAUGACAAGCAUAGUACAAAGAGUUGCUCCAUCUCCUGUUCAGAAGGCUUUAUAGAGUUGGAAUUGCAAUCUACCUCUUAGAUAUAAAGAGAAAAAUACAAGUAAAAAAUAUCUGGAUAUAGAUUUGCGAAAGUAACGGUUGUUCUAAAUUUCUUUUUUGACAGAAAAGGGAAAGUAGCAGCAAAAUGAGAUUGGCUGCUAACAGCAGGUAGCUGCUCCAUUCUCAUCACAAUGGAAUUUUACUCCUGGGAUUUGAAGAUAUGUGGUUGUCAUCCCAUUUCAUGCAAGGCAGAAUCAGGCAAGAAGGGCAUUG
This is a messenger RNA of Hevea brasiliensis (rubber tree), 2594 nucleotides long. RefSeq lists its product as uncharacterized. The record is from RefSeq and is a predicted model, not a curated record. NCBI's taxonomy places the organism in Eukaryota, Viridiplantae, Streptophyta, Magnoliopsida, Malpighiales, Euphorbiaceae. Gene Ontology annotation, molecular function: protein kinase activity; ATP binding. The transcript is spliced from 15 exons. Bases 144 to 2336 code for a protein of 730 amino acids. Gene Ontology annotation, biological process: protein phosphorylation; regulation of DNA-templated transcription.